This is a messenger RNA of Entrophospora candida, 462 nucleotides long. The record is from the annotation of a GenBank genome assembly. NCBI's taxonomy places the organism in Eukaryota, Fungi, Glomeromycota, Glomeromycetes, Entrophosporales, Entrophosporaceae.
AUGACUGAUUUUGACACAGGUCAAUUAGCACCGUCACCAACACCACAAUCAAACGGACACAGUGAUCCUAGAUCACAACUUGAAACUACACUUGAAUCUUUAAUCAAUAGAUUAUGGGACAUAACAGUAAAACUCAAUGAAUAUGACAAUCAUCAGAAUAAACAGUCAUUAACAAACUCAUUAGUGGAUCUUGCAACAUUAUAUGAAAGGGUAAAUAUGCUUCAAGAAAAAAUCAAACAAAUAGAUGUACCUAUAAAUGUAAUAGAUUCUAUUGAUGAAGGUAAAAAUCCAGAUAUUUAUAUGAGAGAUUAUGUUGAAGAAGUUAUGAUUGAACAUAUGUCUGUAAUAAAUAAAAAUGAUGCUGUGAUGGAUUUUAAGGACCUGGUUUUAAAUCAAUUAGGAGAAAUAUUUCCAGCAGAAUCUAAUAUUUACAAAAAUAAAAAUCAGAAAAACCUUGAGUAA